Molecule: messenger RNA, 5049 nt
Organism: Apus apus (common swift)
Lineage: Eukaryota; Metazoa; Chordata; Aves; Apodiformes; Apodidae
Gene: NARF
Product: nuclear prelamin A recognition factor
Exons: 11
Coding region: 397-1599 (400 amino acids)
Cellular component (GO): lamin filament
Molecular function (GO): lamin binding
Source: RefSeq, a predicted model, not a curated record
CGGCAGCUGAGGCGCAGCCCCGCAACCCUGCCCGGCUCCCCGGGGGGCUCCGGGCGGCCUGACCGGCUGCGGGCCGCGCUGGGGCCGGCACGGAGCGCCGCGGGCACCCCAGCUCCUGUGCUGGGCUUCAUCUUCCCCUCGGGACUGGAAAAAAACAACAAACGAACCCGGUCAGAGCUGUAAAACUGAGGGAUUAUUUUCACCGUAGCCAGUGGACUUUGAAUACAAGACGUUGCAUGUCAAUACGAAUGCAGUAAAAAACAGAAAAACGAUGAUACACAAAGUACAUCUGUUGAUUCGUUGAGCUCGAAGGAUGAUUCUGAAGAGAAAAAUGAGUUUCAUACAUUGGCUAAUGCUAAAAUACUCCUUAGCGACUGCCUAGCGUGUGACAACUGCAUGACAUCAGAAGAAGGAGACAGAGUUUUCCAACAGAAUCAGAAGGAGCUCUUUCGUAUUCUUAACCUUAAUAAGAAAUGUGAUACCUCAAAACACAAGGUGUUGGCAGUGUCUGUAUGUCCUCAGUCUUUGCCUUAUUUUGCUGCUAAAUUCAAUCUCUCCGUGAAUGAUGCAGCCAAGAGACUCUGUGGUUUCCUCAAAAGUCUUGGGGUUCAUUAUGUAUUUGACACCACUAUAGCUGCUGAUUUCAGUGUCCUGGAGAGCCAGAGAGAAUUUGUGCAGCGAUACCAACGGAGAAACCAGGAGGAGCAUGCCUUACCAAUGUUUGCCUCUGCUUGUCCUGGUUGGAUCCGAUAUGCUGAAAGGGUCCUUACCAAUCUUGUCACCUCUCACAUUUGCACUGCAAAGUCUCCACAGCAGAUCAUGGGCUCCCUGGUGAAGGGCUACUUUGCCAGGCAGAAGAACUUGUCUCCUGAUAAAAUUUUCCAUGUGGUUGUGGCGCCUUGUUAUGACAAAAAGCUGGAAGCCUUGCGGGAAGACUUCUACAUGGCCUUGUACAAUUCACAAGAAGUUGAUUGUGUCCUGACAUCAGGUGAGAUUGUCCAAAUAAUGGAACAGAAAAAUGUGUCAAUGAAAGAUGUGACUGAAGUACCUGUAGAUAGUUUGUUUGAUGAAAUAAAGGAAGGAGAUGUAGUAAGGCAUGAUGGGAAGAGAUCUGAUGGUUACCUGGAGCACAUUUUUAAACAUGCUGCAAAGGAGCUUUUUGGAAUGGAUGUCAAAGAAAUCACCUACAAAGCAUUAAAGAACAAGGACUUUCAAGAAGUUACCCUUGAAAAGGAUGGGGAGACAGUGCUGCGUUUUGCAGCAGCUUAUGGCUUUAGAAAUAUCCAAAACAUGGUUCUGAAGUUGAAAAAAGGAAAGUUUUUAUACCAUUUUGUGGAAGUCCUUGCCUGCCCAGGAGGGUGCCUAAAUGGAAAAGGUCAGGCACAAACUGAAGAUGGAAAACCAGAUAAAGCACUGCUUCACCAGAUGGAAGAAGUGUAUGCUGCAAUACCUGUGAGACUUCCAGAAACCAACAUCCAUGUACAAAAGAUGUACCAGGACUGGCUGGAAGGCAUGGACUCUAAGAAGGUUCAAGAAACUUUGCACACCAAAUACAGUGCAGUCAAUCCAACAGCCAGCAAUCUGGAUAUUAAAUGGUAACGCAUCAAACUUGCAGAAGAUUUGCUUAGGUUAGGUACAGAUUCAGCACUGGAACAUUCUAUGCAACCGCAGAUGCUAUGCACGAGCUGAGUGUAUGAGUGAGGUGCUUCCUCCAUGUGAGUUCUUUCUUGGGAAGAACCAUUGCUUUGGAAAAAAAAAAAAAAGUCUGGGAAAGUCCUGGUUCCUGCCAUUGUCCUUGACCUGUGAUGGAUGGCUUGACUCAAAACCGAUCUUGCAAGGUACGUCAGCACGUUCUGCUGGGGCAGGGAGUGUGGUUCCUGAUGAAGUUACUCCCUGAAAUGAAGAGUUCCCUUCAUGUCACAAAAUGGGCUCCCCCAAGAAGGUGAGGUGACUUUACUCCUAGGUAUGCAAUCCCUCCCACCAUGGGGAAACAGUCCUCAUGACUUUUCAAUAUUAUUGUUGUUGUGAAGUAACCUGAGAUUUUCUUGCCUUGUUAACAAAAAGCCCUUAAAAGGGCCAAGUGUGUUUAUGGAGAAGUGUAAUGAAUUUAUGAAUGCCUUCUAUCCAGAUUGUAAUAGAAAUUACUCAGUUCCAAACUGGAGUCACCAUUCCUUACCAAUGUAGUAUUUUGUGAGGAACAGGAAGCUUCAUAGAAACCGAACUUGAGAAACUAAUGCUAAUGGUUAUGACUCAGUCCUUCGUUAAGAAUAGUUCCAAAUUGGUUGGUUGGCUGGUACAAAACCAGAACUUAUUCUUUCCUUGCAAGUUUUCUUAGAAACUUGCAGCUAGGAGGGUUGGUGCUGCAGACUCCGUCCAGCUUCCUGGUGAGAAUGAAACAUGCACAGGCACUGUCACUUGAGUAUGGCACACCACAGCUUCACUAGAUUUGCUGGGCCAGACUUAACAGAACUUCCAUUCUCUCAUAUUUCUGUACACAAAAUACCAGAUUGUCCUUUCAUUUAUCUCCAUGUUGACAGACUUCUGUAAAAAUAACUCAGUGGAGUGCCUCUGAAAAAAAACAUUAGCAAUGCUUUUGAGCUCAUCAAAGUGAUUAGACACUGGCAUCGUGAAUUUGGGUGCACUUAUUUUUUUUAAGUGUGCUGAAGAGGUUUCAUGUCACAGACAUCUUAAAAUGGUAUUUGCAUGCAAGCUUUGCUGUAACUUCGUGGGUUGUCAGAGGGUUAUUUGAGAAUGUGAUGGACAUCCAAAAAAAAACUACUGCCAAACUACUCCAGAUUUUCCUAGUAGCAUCAGAUUUGUUCAUGAUGAAUGGCUACUUGAAGCUAGCCAAGCCUCAGCUUUCAUUUUCUAGUCCAAAAGUUUGGAUGGGCUUUUGUAAAUUAUUUCAGGCAGUGUUUGAAUGAUCCUUCUUGUAAAUUUUUUAAUAUUACAACCGCUUGUUGUGAGUCAGAUCUAAUGCUGCAAAAACCUGUGUUUGAAAUCUGCUUUUGACUUGAACACAGUGGAUAGGAUGAAGGCAUCAGUGAGGUCAGUGCAAGUUCUUGAAUUGGCUGAACAACAGAGGCUCAGAAGGGGAGAGACAGACUUAAAUAUGUUACCCUGAUGACAAGAGAGGGCUCUCUUAAUGAGAAGCUGCUAAUAGAAUUGCAGCUUUCAGUUGGAUCUCCAGCUAAAUCACAAAACAUUUCACUUCGAGGGAUGUUUUCUUUCAUGUGCAAAUGAAUUUGAUUACUGUGCUACCCAAAGGCACAGAAUGAGAUUAUACCCGUAAAUUAGCCUUUGUAAUUGUUCCUUGUUAUAAUAAAAACAUACUUGCGUGGUGCAAUAUCAGAACAUCUACAGAAAUCUACCUCUGUACAGGAAGGAAGUCCAGAAACUGUGGGAAGACCGAUGUAUAGCUAAAACUUUAAUAAAUGUCUGCUAAAGAAAGAUGUUGGUGUUGCAUGACAUUUCUGAACAGAGCACUUCUAGAAGCAACAUCCAGCUCCUUUGGUCUUGAUUUCCUUUCUCUCUCAUGAUUUCCUCCAAAAACUUAAACAGAAUUAUCUUGUAAUAAAGUGGUCUUGUUCUGUUUGUAUAAGCAAAUGUUUCUCUGUAUAUAUGGUUUAUAGUUGGAUGGCAUGUUUAAAUUAUAUUGCUUCAGCUCCUUGUGUAGUGUGCUGCUUUUUGUGUGCUUAUGCUGGGUGAAAUGGUACGAAAGGUUGUUGGUUUGCUUUCCUGAUGAAAUCUUCACUAGCCUACACAAGAGCUGCCUUGCUGUUCUGAAAGGAUUCCCUGGAAUUUUUCCUACAAUUAGAAAAUGCUGCUCUGGUGUAGGUGGCAUUGCUGUUCAUGUUCUUCUUUGCCAUUGUGCUGCUGCAAAGAGGAGCUGGUGGGACUCCCUGGGGUAGGGAUGGAUCAGGAGGUGCAAGAAAUCUGCCUGCACCAUCCUGUGCUGUGCUCCCCCUGUAAGGGAGAUGGGGGCUCAGUGCAAAAAAGGAACUUCCAGUUGAAUCUACCAUUUCUGCCAUUGGCUCAAGUGUUUCAACCUAGUGAGAUAGUAGCAAUGUAAAAAUCUAGUAGAUUAUUUGUCUGCCACAGUUUUAUUUUUAAAGAUGAGGAAGGCAUCUAACUGGGCAGCUUUUGGUGGCUGGUGGAAUGUAUAGUAACUACUGACUUACAGUGACUGAUACUUGUUUGUUGGGGUUUUUUGGUCAGCCUUUGUUUUAUAAGUAUUUUUGAGAGUAAAACUGAUUUUACAUUUUUAAAGCUCUUUUCUUUAAAGUGCCAGUUUAAAAGAAAAAGGGUUUUUUCCUUUAACUGUAGUAGUCUUUCCCCCUCCACCUCCUUUCACUGAAAUUUGAACAUGUUUCAGAAAACCUUGUUGCAACUUCAUGUAUGGUGAAAUAUUCCCCUAAGGUUUGAUCCUGGCUUUUAAAUCUACAGCUGAGAAGUCUGUCCUUGCUGUCAGUGUUUUUCUAGCCACACUUUCUGAAACUACAGCAUUAUUACUUCCGUGAGACAAUUUUGGAAACUAAAUUUCCAUUGCUACUGCCUUUUCAGCAAUGGGAAGAGUCCCCAGUGUGGUCACAGCCAUCAUGCAUUACUUCUCAGUUGAAUGUUGUGCUGAGACCAUCGUGUCUCUGGGUGGUUUUUAGAAAAGCCUCAUUUGGAGGGAUUAUGGGAAAGCAACUGGAAAUAGUAAAUGAAUUUGGAAAUUGUGUUGGGGUGUUCCUGACUUGAGCAUAUCAAGUGCUUGAUGCCUUGGGCUGUAGGACUUUACUCUGAGAUGCUGCAGUGAGGGGUGCACGUGAAGUACUUGUGCUCUGCCUGCCAGGUUUCCCUCAGCCACAGCACCUUGUAUUUGAUCAUGUGGGUAAAGGACAUGGGCAGGUGUGGGCUGUGCUUCCCUUGAGGGCAGGUGGUGUCUCUGUGUGCAGCAGUCUCAACUGGGAUAGAUUUGGACAAUGUUCAGUUACCUACAUUUUGGUGCUUUGUAUUCAAAUAGAGCAUGACCAUGAGCUGACCUGAAUAAAUCUUGAUACUGAA